UAUACAUCUAGCUCUGGGCAGGUUUAAGGACAACGCUAGAAAAGUAAGAACAAAAUUCUAGGAUACCAUAAAACGUACUACGAAUCUUUAUUGUAAAUGAAAACAACUUUGCAACUUGAAGGCUGAUAACAUUUUGAUAAUCCAAACAAUACAAAAACAAAAAUACCAAGAAACCUAGUGGAUAUAUAUAUAUUUGCAACAAGUGUAAAGAAGAAGAGACUGAUUUUUACAAGCAGAGCAGCAGGAGCAGCAGAAGAAAUAAUAACUUAGAGGCAGAACAGCAGAGGCAAAUCCGAAGGUGAAGGUGAUUCAGGAUCAAAUCCAACAAGCGCAACUUUCCAAACGAACAUUUAAAUACACACACACACACACACACAUACAUAUAGAUUGAGAUAUAUAUAUAUAGAUAUUAUAUAUUUGUACGAGUCGCAAAUUGAUUAAUUUGCAACAUGCUUAAGAAACUCAAGUGCAUGGAGGCAGCUGCCGCUGCCGCCGCCGCGGCUGCAGCAGCUGGCAGCGCGCCCAGCACAAAGAUCAUCAAAACGGAGCCCAUAGAUUUUGAAAUGCUGCAUCUCGAGGAGCAGGACCGACGCCAGACAGAGCCCAGCAGCAGCAGCAGUGGCAGCAGCGGCAGUGGCAGCAGCGGGAGUGGGAGUGCGGCAGGCGGAGGUGCAGCAGGUGCUGCAGCGCCGCAGCGCUACACGCACGUCCAGGUGCAGACGGUGCCGCCGCGCCAGCCCACGGGCCUGACCACGCCCGGCGGCACACAGAAGGUGAUACUGACGCCACGUGUCGAGUAUGUGCAGCAGCAGCAGCAGCAGCAGGGGCGUGUCUCGGCAAGCGCCGCCACCAGCUCCAUCAAGCACAUCUACACGCAGAGCGUGGGCAGCCCCACAGAAAAUGCAGUCGCGCCGCAGAUCAUAAUAACGCGCACGCUGCCCGCGACUCAGUCGCAUCAUGGGCAUCUCUCGCGCCGCCAUUCCGCCAGCCCCUCCGCCAGCCAUUAUCAGCCGCAGCCACGUCUGAGCGCCAGCCACGCCCACUCGCCGCCGCCACUGCAUCAUCAACAGCAGCAGGAGCAGCAGCAGCAGCAGCAGCAAGAACAGUCGCAGCAGCAGAGAUCGGCUGGCCAGCAGCAUGUGCGCGUCAUACGCGAUGGCCGUCUGUAUGAGGAGUCUUUGUCCGGCAGCGGCUGCUCCACCGGUGCGCGUCGUCUUUCCGUAUCGCCGCCGCCGUUGCAUCAUCAUUCGCGUUCCGCGCCCGUCUCGCCCGUAAUACCCAGGCGCGCCUAUGUGGAGCAGUCGACACAUGUGCAAUAUCAGCCGCAGUCGCAGCAGCGUCAGACUCCGCCGCCGCCAAAUCAACAACAACAACAACAACAGCAGCAACAAUUUCUUGGUGGAACGCCGCCCACAGCUGCUGCUCGCAAGUUUGUGGUCAGCACGAGCACGCGUCAUGUCAACGUCAUCGCGGCCAACCACUUUCAGCAGCAGCAACAACAACAGCAGCAGCAGCAGCAGCAGCAUCAACAGCAGCAGCAACAUCAUGUCAUUACCAAUGUCAGCUCCAGCAGCGCCGCCUCCGCCUCAGCCUCCUCCACCUGCCCAGCAACAUCCGCGUCGUCAACGUCCUCGCACAUCUUUCGCACGCCCAUUGUCUCCAGCAGCAGCAGCAGCAGCAGCAGCAGCAAUGGCUGUCAGCAACAGUUGCCGACACACCAUCUUCACAGCAACAACAACAGCAACAACAACAACAAUGGUAACAACAACAAUUUGAGCGGCAGCUCGGCUAUGCGACCGCCACCGCCGCCGCCGCCGCCCAAGGUGAAGCAUGCCUCCAGCCUGGGCAACGGCAACAACAACAACAACAAUAACAACAGCAACGUCAACAACAACAGCAACAACAACAUCAACAACAACAACAACAACAGCAGCAAUGGCGAAGAGCCGUCCAGCUCAAUUCCUGAUCUAGAAUUCGAUGGCACCACCGUGCUCUGUCGCGUCUGCGGGGAUAAGGCCUCCGGUUUCCAUUACGGCGUGCAUUCCUGCGAGGGCUGCAAGGGCUUCUUCCGACGCUCCAUACAGCAAAAGAUCCAAUAUCGCCCUUGCACCAAGAAUCAACAGUGCAGCAUUUUGCGCAUCAAUCGCAAUCGCUGUCAAUAUUGUCGCCUGAAAAAGUGCAUUGCCGUUGGCAUGAGUCGUGAUGCUGUGCGCUUUGGUCGCGUGCCCAAGCGAGAGAAGGCGCGCAUUUUGGCCGCCAUGCAGCAGAGCACACAGAAUCGCGGCCAGCAGCGCGCCCUGGCCACCGAAUUGGACGAUCAGCCACGCCUACUGGCCGCCGUGCUGCGCGCCCAUCUGGAGACAUGCGAGUUCACCAAGGAGAAGGUCUCGGCGAUGCGACAGCGCGCCAGAGACUGCCCAUCGUACUCAAUGCCAACCUUGCUGGCCUGUCCGCUCAAUCCCGCGCCCGAACUGCAGUCCGAACAGGAGUUCUCGCAGCGCUUCGCGCAUGUCAUACGCGGGGUCAUUGACUUUGCGGGCAUGAUACCCGGCUUCCAGUUGCUCACCCAGGACGACAAGUUCACGCUGCUGAAGGCGGGCCUCUUCGACGCGCUGUUCGUGCGGCUAAUUUGCAUGUUCGACUCGUCGAUCAACUCGAUCAUCUGCCUGAACGGGCAGGUGAUGCGCCGCGAUGCCAUCCAGAACGGGGCGAAUGCCCGCUUCCUGGUGGAUUCGACGUUCAACUUUGCGGAGCGCAUGAACUCGAUGAAUCUGACAGACGCCGAGAUCGGACUCUUCUGCGCCAUUGUGCUGAUCACGCCGGAUCGUCCCGGUCUGCGCAACCUGGAGCUCAUCGAGAAGAUGUACAGCCGCCUGAAGGGCUGUCUGCAGUGUAUCGUCUCCCAGAAUCGACCCGAUCAGCCCGACUUUCUGGCCAAGCUGCUCGACACAAUGCCCGAUCUGCGCACCCUCAGCACCCUGCACACCGAGAAGCUUGUCGUGUUCCGCACCGAGCACAAGGAGCUGCUGCGCCAGCAAAUGUGGAGCAUGGAGGACGGCGAUGCGGCCAGCAAGAGCCCUGCCGCCAGCUGGGACGCCAUGGACGUCGAGGCGGCCAAGAGCCCGCUGGGCUCCGUCUCCAGCACAGAGUCGGCCGACCUGGACUAUGGCACACCCAGCAGCACACAGCUACAGCAGCAGCAGCCGCAGCAACAGCAGCAACAGGCUGCCACAACGCCCCAGUCCCAUCAUGGUGCGCCCUCGGCGCUGGCCAGCUCCGCGCCGCUGCUCGCCGCAACGCUCUCCGGCGGCUGUCCGCUGCGCAAUCGCGCCAAUUCGGGCUCUAGCGGGGACUCCGGUGCUGCCGACCUGGACAUUGUCGGCUCGCAUGCGCAUCUCACUCAGAACGGUCUGACAAUCACGCCCAUUGUCCGCCACCAGCAACAGCCCCAGCCCCAGCCGCAACAGCAGCAGCAGGUGAAUCACCAUCAGCAGCAUCCCCAGCUGCACCAUCACUUGACCUCGGGCGCCACACGUUACCGCAAGUUGGACUCGCCCACAGAUUCGGGCAUCGAGUCGGGCAAUGAGAAGAACGAGUGCAAGGCGGUCAGCUCCGGCGGCAGCAGCUCCUGCUCCAGUCCGCGCUCCAGCGUCGAUGAUGCCCUCGACUGCAGCGAUGCCGCUCAGGCGGCCACAGCGGCGGGCGUUGCUCAGCUGAGCGUCUCCGUGUCGCCCGUACGCUCGCCCCAGCCCUCGAGCAGCGCCAACCUGAAGCGCCAGAUAGUCGAGGACAUGCCGGUGCUGAAGCGCGUGCUUCAGGCGCCGCCGCUCUACGAUACCAACUCGCUGAUGGACGAGGCCUACAAGCCGCACAAAAAGUUCCGGGCGCUGCGUCAUCGUGAGUUCGAGACCGCCGAGGCCGAUGCCAGCAGCUCGACCAGCAUGCCGGCGCACAGUCCGCGCCAGAGCCCCACGCCCCACUCCGCCCACAUCAGUGUAGUGCAGACGCCCCCACCAGCCGGAGCAGCAGCAGCAACAGCAUCUGCAGCGGCGGCCAACAGUCAACUGCACAUGCAUCUGACGCGCAGCAGUCCCAGCCAGCAGCAGCAGCAGCAGCAGCAACAACAUCAACAACAACAACAACAACACCAGCAGCAGCAGCAGCAGCAGCUGGGCUCAAUGGCCAGCACACACUCGGUCCUGGCCAAGUCCCUGAUGGCCGAGCCGCGCAUGACGCCCGAGCAGAUGAAGCGCUCGGACAUCAUUCAGAACUAUUUGAUGCGCGAGCCGGCGACAGCGGCCAGCAGCACAACGGGCGGCGGACGCAGUCCGAGCAGCCAUUGCCCAUCGCCCUCGACCAGCUCCCCGCCGCCGCCGCCCCAGCAGCAGCUGCAGCAGCAGCAGGCGCGUUGGGCCACCACCAGCUGCCAGCAGCGACAGCAGUCCGUCUCGCCGCACAGCAACGGCAGCAGUUCCAGCUCCAGCUCCAGCUCCUCAUCCAGCUCAACCUCCAGCAGCAGCAGCGGCAGCGGCAGCGGCAGCAGCAGUUGUCAGUAUUUCCAGUCGCCGCACUCGACCAGCAGCAGCAGCAGCAACUCGGCCUCCUCGAGCGCGGCCACGUCGACGUGCAUUGUGGCGGCGCCGCCGCGUGCCUCGCCCAUGAUCGAGCUGCAGGUGGACAUUGCUGAUCCUGCCCAGCCGCUGAAUCUGUCCAAGAAGUCGCCGACGCCGCCGCCAAGUAAGUUGCAUGCGCUUGUCGCUGCUGCCAAUGCUGUGCAGCGUUAUCCAACACUGUCCGCCGAUGUGACGGUCACCGCUGCCAGCAGUCCGGCUGUCUCUGCUGCCACGCCCAGCGGCACACCGCCCACCAGUAGCAGCAGCAGCAGCAGCAGCAGCAGCAGCAGCGGCAGCGGCAGCAGCAGCACGCCCAGCGGUCUGCCGGCCGUGCACAAAGUCAUGUUGGAGGCGUAAGCGCCGCUCCGGAGCUGAGCUGAUCUGAGCUGAGAGACUGAAGCGCGGGGCGUGGUCGAACUUUCCUUAACACUGCAGCAGCCACGCCCCAGCCCCCCAUCCCCAUCCGCUAAAGGGGCAGAGAGACCACACAAAAGAAAACGUAAUUUGAUGCGGCGCAAAAAAAAACAACAAAUCCCACAAAAAGAAAGCCAGCAAAAAAAAAUAUAAAAAAAAAAAAACAAACAAAUUUAAUUAAAUUAUUUUAACUUUAAAAGAAAUUCACAAACAACAAGAAAAAAAAAACAAAAACAAUGAGCAAGUGUACAAAGUUUCAAAAUGCAUGCAAUUUAAAUGUUUAAACUAAAAGUUAUUAACUAAAAAAGAAAAAUGAAAAAGAAAAAAAAAACAACAAAUUUGGACGCAGCUGCGUCGAGGUAUUAAAAUGUGGGCAAAGGCAACAAUGCAUAUAAACCAUAUAUAUUUUUAGCAGUAACAAAUGCAACAACAACAACAACAAUAAAAAAA
This is a messenger RNA of Drosophila virilis, 5477 nucleotides long. RefSeq names its product Ecdysone-induced protein 75B (gene Eip75B). Gene Ontology annotation, molecular function: RNA polymerase II cis-regulatory region sequence-specific DNA binding; nuclear receptor activity; zinc ion binding. Lineage: Eukaryota; Metazoa; Arthropoda; Insecta; Diptera; Drosophilidae. The record is from RefSeq and is a predicted model, not a curated record. Gene Ontology annotation, biological process: cell differentiation; positive regulation of transcription by RNA polymerase II; hormone-mediated signaling pathway.